This is a messenger RNA of Cryptosporidium ubiquitum, 2820 nucleotides long. Its product is annotated as sodium calcium cation exchanger. The transcript has a single exon. Lineage: Eukaryota; Apicomplexa; Conoidasida; Eucoccidiorida; Cryptosporidiidae. Gene Ontology annotation, cellular component: membrane. Bases 1 to 2820 code for a protein of 939 amino acids. Gene Ontology annotation, molecular function: monoatomic cation transmembrane transporter activity. Gene Ontology annotation, biological process: monoatomic cation transport; transmembrane transport. The record is from RefSeq and is a predicted model, not a curated record.
AUGAAGCUAAUUUUUGUACUCCUGGUAUUUAUUAUAUACCUGUCGAAUAAGAAUUAUCAAACUGGUGGGUUUUCUUUUCAAGAAGAAUACGAGUCAUACAGUAGCUGUAGUGCAGAUGACCAUGGAUCAGAACUAAACAUCUUGGAUCAGUCACAUUGGAUUAGUGAAAUAUCAGAGCAGUCCACUCUAAUUCCGUAUUCAAAAAUAUUUUAUACCUACAUUUUUCAACCAAUUUUUGAAAAUGACCAACCAAAUGAAAAAAAUUCUGCAUUUUUUAGCUUCUUUUUAAAUAAAGUCACUUUUGCUAUAUGUCUAUUGAUUUGGUCAUGCAUUCUUUUCAUUGCUUGUGGUACCGUUGCUGAUACCUAUAUUUCCUCCCUAAUGAUUAAACUGGCUGAAUGUCUAAGUUUGUCAGAUACUUUUGCAGGAUCUACGCUUUUAGCAUUUAGUAAUGCAGCUAGUGAUGUUAUUCUGGGAAUUAUUAGUGUAUCUAUUGGUGAAAAAGAUGCAAUAGAUGUAUUUCUUGGGGAUGUUAUUGGUGCAUGCUUAUUCAUAAUUUUGGUCGUUUUUGGAUGUGUAAUGGUUUUCUCAAAGAGUAGUGAAAAUGUGAAUUAUAUCAAUAUUCCCAUUUUUAAUCAUCUUAGAGAUACUAUAGCACUUACAAUUGGGUUGAUUCAACUACUUAUAAUCAAUCACCUUGGAUUUAUUAGUUCGAAAAUAUCUUUCAUUCCAUUAAUUGCUUAUGGAUGUUAUGUCCUUCUGCUUCAAUGGAGUGAAAAAUCUGCAUCACUCUCAAUGCCAGUGAACCUCACCAUUAAAGAGGAAUAUAUUGGACCAGUAUAUGAACAGGUAACUGAUUCAGAUGAGGCAAAAGGAGAGGGCAAGCUGAGCCUUAGAAAUGCUACUUUAACAGGUGAAUUUCAGAAUUAUCGCUCUUCUAAUACUAUUCAAUCAGUUCUUCCGAUACCUUUUACACCACCAGAUUUUAUUAGAGAUGUUCAAAAGAUCGAUCGAGGAAAUACACCAGAUUUAGAGAUCCCUCCAAUUAAGUUAUCUUUCUCAAACUUACAAUUUUCUUAUGAUGAAAAAAAUCAUCUUUUAGAAAAAGGAACUGUUAUUAAUAGUGAUAUUUACUGGGACAGAAUUGGGUCUAAGUCUAGAAGUAUUAAGAAGACCCUUCUCUUGCUCACCCCAACUCAAUCUCCUUCUCCUAGCCUAACCAAUGAUGAAUUAAGUGGUAGAGUCCUUACUCCUUCUUCAAAUCAUGGGAUUUGCAGGGAUAAAGAUAAUGAGGAUUUUGAAAAGAUAUGUGGUAGUAAUAAUGCUCCAUCUAACAGGUUUCCAGUUCCUCAGAGAGAUUCAUUCAGAAAUCCUCCUAACAGAGAGAAAAAUUACACAAAUACUCUUGAGCUUCCAAAUCCUUGGAAUGCUCAAAAUCACAGAUCAAAAUCUCCUGUUUACUCACAACCCCCACUUUCCCAGUUCAAAAAUGAUCAGGCAAAUCAAAUCAGUAAUAUCCCUCCAAUUUUAAUAUCCGAUUCUCACCAAAAUAGCAAUCCCUCAGCUACUUCAUCAUCUUCCUGCUCUAACCUUGGGUCAAGCCUGCUUCAAAAUAACGGGAGCAAUAGAUCUAGUUCUCAAUCACAGCUUGUACUAGUUAGCGAUGACUAUGCAGUUAGGCUUUCUAGAAAUCUUUCAAUGAGUGAGGUAGUCUAUCAAACUGAAUCACUACACAAUUCACUUUUACCUCCCCCAGCUCAUGAGGAGAAUGUCCUUAAGCUCCAAAAAAGAGGAAGACAGAGAAUAAGAGAUAACAGACACAUUAGAGAUGAUCUUACUCAUUUCCCAGCACUAAAGCUUGAAAUUCCACAAUCAAACGAAAGAAGUCAAGGAGUUUUUCGAAAUAUGAGCUUUAAUACGGACUUUGAAGGACUUAUGGAUGGAUUCUUCGAAUUCUGUGACUUCAUUAGACAGCUUCUUAUGACUCCUAUCAUGUUUAUCUUAUAUUUAACUGUUCCUUCUCCAUCACUGAGAAGAUCAGUACAAAUUAUGCAACCUUUAUUUAUUGUUUUAGCUGUUGGAUUUGAGAAGAAGAUUUAUACCAAACAUCCACUAUUCUAUCUGAUUGCUCUUCUUCUCGCAUCGAUCAUCUCUUUGGUACUCUUCUUCGUAUAUACUUGCCUCCUUAACACUGAAAAUGGUGAUCAAGCUGAUGAAGAUGAUUUAAAAGACAACCCUCAAAACUGCCAAUUUUCUCGAGUUAGGUCUUUUUCCAAUAUUAAACUUCCAGAAGUACAUCUUUCAGUUAAAGCGAGGAAACUUAUUAAAAAUUUUUUAAUGUAUUGUGACAUGUUCUUUGGUAUCAUUAUGUCAAUCUAUUGGAAUGGAGUUCUCGUAAACGAGCUUGUUGAAUGCAUUAGAAUCAUUGGACUCACUCUUUGGAUUAAGCCAGCAAUUCUUGGUCUUACAAUUGUUGCAAUGGGUAACUCAAUUGCAGACCUUUUUGCUAAUGUAGCAGUUUCCAGAGCAGGACAUGCACAUAUGGGGCUUGCAGGUUGUUAUGGGGCAUGCGUAUUUCUACUUUUAUUUGGAUUUGGAAGUUCUGUAUUUGUUAGAGCAAUUCAGCUUGGAUUUUCAAAAGAUAUCCAUCUACACUUUGAGUCUCAAAUCAUUACAGCUACUUACCAACUAUUGUACUUCCUUCCUAUAUCUGCAUUGGUUGUAGUACUUUCUAAGGGAAGAGUUCACCGUAUUUGGGGUUUGAUAUUCAUUCUUUACUUUGUCGUUUGCAUGUCUUUCAUUCUAAAAGGAGCUAUUUAG